AUGUCACAAAAUCUCAUUAACGCUAAUCCUACAGUUUAUAAUACAAAGUCAUUUAUCCGUAAAGAGACAGACACAGAAUAUGACGAUAAUGUAGAGGAUCCCAUUGAUGAACAAGAAAUCUUUGAUCUCAUUCGUUCCAUUUCCGAUCCUGAACAUCCCUUGACACUUGAACAACUUAAUGUCACUCAAUAUGAACAUGUGGUCGUUGAUAAUGAAAAUAACAAGAUCUUGAUUGAAUUCACACCUACCAUUCCUCAUUGUUCUAUGGCUACCUUGAUUGGGCUUUGCAUUCGAGUUCGUUUAUUGCGCAGCUUACCAGACCGAUUUAAGGUCGAUAUUCGAGUACGUAAAGGAACUCAUCAAUCAGAAGGAGCAGUGAAUAAACAAUUAAAUGACAAGGAGAGAGUCGCUGCUGCAUUGGAAAAUAAUCAUUUAUUAGAAGUUGUUAAUCAAUGCUUAUCUACUGCUAGUCUUCGUGGCAGAGACAUGAUUACUUCAAAUUAA
Molecule: messenger RNA, 504 nt
Organism: Cokeromyces recurvatus
Lineage: Eukaryota; Fungi; Mucoromycota; Mucoromycetes; Mucorales; Mucoraceae
Exons: 2
Coding region: 1-504 (167 amino acids)
Biological process (GO): iron-sulfur cluster assembly
Source: RefSeq, a predicted model, not a curated record